Molecule: messenger RNA, 834 nt
Organism: Sorghum bicolor (sorghum)
Lineage: Eukaryota; Viridiplantae; Streptophyta; Magnoliopsida; Poales; Poaceae
Product: putative F-box protein At3g16210
Exons: 3
Coding region: 1-834 (277 amino acids)
Molecular function (GO): protein binding
Source: RefSeq, a predicted model, not a curated record
AUGGCGGUGGGGCCUGAUUCCGCCGGCAGUAGCAGCCACAUCCCUGAUGACAUACUCUUUUGUAAAAUUCUCAUACUACUCCCUGUGAAAUGUCUUGUGCGCUUCCAGUCAGUAUGCAAGAGUUGGCGCAGAACUAUACUCAGUACUCAUUUUACCCGCUGCCACCUGGAGCAUUCUAGGACUAGGUUGUCAAUGGUGGUUGUUCCCCGAGGGUACCAGAAGGACUAUAGGAACAGUAGCAUUGAGGGUGUCAGUUUCUACAGUUUCCAGCCUGGGCAAAGCAAGGUUGCUGAACUCAUCCUAGAGAAGAGGUGUCCCGGUGGAAUCCCGAUCUUCACCAUUCCUUUGCAUUGUGAUGGGCUCAUUCUGAUCCCUUGCUUUAUGGGACGGAUGUUUGUGUGUAACCCGGCAACCAGGGAGUUUGUUGAAUUGCCACAAGGAAGCCAUAGUACUGCUGGGGAUAGCAGGGUCGCCUUUGGUGUUGACCCUUGUACUGGUAAGUACAAGGUCGCUAGGCACUUCUACCGCUCAUAUGCCGAAAUCCCACAGACAGAUGGGGAAGGCAUAGUUCUGGAAUACAGUGCUGGGCAUGAGAUCUUGACCAUUGGUGAUGGAGCAGAUGCUUGGAAAUGGAAGGCUACCGUGGACCCACCUUAUGCUAUCAGUGCCAAGACUCCGAUUUGUCUACCUGGGUUCUUCUACUGGAGCGCUCUCCACUCCAUCACCAGACAUGGCAUCCGCAAGAGGUGGGAGGACGAGCUGGUUCCAAGAACAAGCAGUGCAACUGGCAGUUCGGCCAAAACACAGGAGUUCGCCGAGCUCCAUAUGUUUUAA